AUGUCGAGCUUAUUCCGCUCAGCGCCAGAGUACGACGUCGAAGCUGCUGAAUCAGCGCCGCUCGUCAAUCGAGAAGAUGACGAUUUCUCCGCGUUCCGCUCGGGGGACGAUGGGGACCGAGUGAAUGUUACCUACGUGUUCGCCCCCGAAUGGCCGGUACCAGGAAGAGAGGAGCAGAUUGUAGGCGUACUGGGGAGGGACAAGGAUGAAACGGUCGAUAUGGUUCAGAGAGCCUUUCCAACAUUAGCCAAGUAUCCCGCCGGUCGGAUUGCCUUCGAGGUCUCGGACAUCGCACCUUCCAGCUCGACGCCGGCGGGGCCUCAGCAGUAUCCUCCACCACGGACGGAAUGGGCCAAAGUCAUGGAUGAGGCAUGGCCGCAGUUCAAGCGGAAGCCGCCAAGCAGGAUACGGGUGACCGUGAGGGAUGCUCCGGGAGAUGAAGAGAGGCGGAAGACGAGAGAUAGACGGAAGGUCGCUCUUGUCGUUGUGGGAUCUAUAGCCGGCCCUAUCCUCCUUAUCGCUUUCCUUGGCUUGAUGGCGUAUGGGCUUGGAGGGGACGAUACGUCGUAUACCGGCGAGGAGCGAUAG
This is a messenger RNA of Dioszegia hungarica, 588 nucleotides long. RefSeq lists its product as uncharacterized. The coding region runs from base 1 to 588 and encodes 195 amino acids. Lineage: Eukaryota; Fungi; Basidiomycota; Tremellomycetes; Tremellales; Bulleribasidiaceae. The transcript is spliced from 3 exons. The record is from RefSeq and is a predicted model, not a curated record.